AUCGAUGAACAGGAGGUGAUGAUAUGGAUCUCGUGAGCACACAUAGUGUUUGAGCUAACCAUUUAUAUUUGUCUUGCAGUUCGCAAAGCGCGCAUGCAAGCAACGGAGCUUGCGAGGGAACGAGACUCACUCAAUUCCCAAAUUGAGGGCCUUCGCAACGAGUUACAGGAAGCGCGCCGUGAGGUUGUUACUGUUCGGAAAUCGAUCGUGGAAGAGAAACAGUCCCUCGAAUCGCGUCUUGACGAAGAACGACGUGCGAAGGAACGUGCUCGUGCGCAGCUCGACUCCCGGAUGGAGGAGCUACAAAAACGGAAAUCGAAGUUUGCCUGUCUAUAGCGUGCCUAUCAAGUCUGCAUUCACAUCUUUUCGGCCUGUGAGUUGUUGCGACUCGUGUCGGACCUUUAUGCCUAUUCUUUUUGCACCUUGCUUAUUAUACCAGUUUUCGCGAGCUGCGAGAUCGGUUAGCGAUUAUGUCUCUUGUGUCCUGAUACCCCUUGGUUGUGGAGCUAGUUUAUCGCGUCUACUAUGGGUAUCCCUGGUAUGUUUGUCCGUACUGGCUACUUCCCUUGUUAUAAUAUGAUAUAGUUCGGAUCUUUGCUAACUCGUGUUUCGGUUAUGAUCCGCUUGAACGGUGUCAACGUCACCGUGGCGAUUAUGUCGGCCGCUGUUCGCGAGUCAUAUACGCAACAUGCCCUCGGACAUUCCAGCAUGGGAACCUAGUAGAAAAUACUCCACGCUGUCUAGUAUACGAUGCCAGUCUUCGAAUUCUGAAGUCUGAUGAAUGUACGAGAAUCAAUGUGUUUGAAGUCG
Messenger RNA from Suillus discolor, 810 nucleotides. RefSeq lists its product as uncharacterized. The coding region runs from base 94 to 336 and encodes 80 amino acids. The record is from RefSeq and is a predicted model, not a curated record. The transcript has 3 exons. Lineage: Eukaryota; Fungi; Basidiomycota; Agaricomycetes; Boletales; Suillaceae.